Messenger RNA from Melitaea cinxia (Glanville fritillary), 3870 nucleotides. Its product is annotated as endoplasmic reticulum transmembrane helix translocase. The transcript has 10 exons. The record is from RefSeq and is a predicted model, not a curated record. Gene Ontology annotation, biological process: intracellular calcium ion homeostasis. The coding region runs from base 167 to 3664 and encodes 1165 amino acids. Gene Ontology annotation, cellular component: endoplasmic reticulum membrane. NCBI's taxonomy places the organism in Eukaryota, Metazoa, Arthropoda, Insecta, Lepidoptera, Nymphalidae. Gene Ontology annotation, molecular function: P-type ion transporter activity; ATP binding; ATP hydrolysis activity.
UGUUGGGUAUUGGGCAUUUGAAUUUAAUUUAGUCAAAUACUACUUGUAAAUUUAUAUUUGGAAUGAAUAAUACAUUGUUAGGAUUAAAUAUGUUUGUUAUAAUUUGAGUUUAUAAGUAUAUUAAUUUAUUUGUAAUAUCUAACAUUAUUAAAUAAAGUUUAAUAAUAUGGUUCCAAACAAGAUGCAUUCGUCAUUAGAUGACUUAGUUCAAUACACACAAUUGUUUAAACCCGUGACUACAAUUUUGCAAGGAACAGUGCUACCCUUUUUGAUCAUUUACCCACUCAUUUUCUAUUGCUGGUUCUUCGUAUACGGUAUUGAAGAAAACUUUGAAGCAGGGUUUGUGACUGUUUCGGUAGUCGCUGUUAUACACAUUUUUAUUUGCCUCUGUUGCUACUGGAGUGUUCACAUUCAAUGUUUCUUGUCGUGUACACCGGUUAAAAAUCCUUUACAAGCGGAAAUCGUUAAAGUAGUUCCAACUUCUAACAAUGGCUUCUCUGAAAUUGUUAAGCUUCAUCACACAGAGUCUACUAAAAAGGAUGGUGCAAACCCAGAUGUUUGGUUUAUCUUUCAAAAGAGCAAAUAUGUUUAUGAUUGGAAUAAGAAAACAUUUCAUACAGUUGAAUUUCCUGUUAAUAAAACAUAUGAGGAAUAUAUUGAGUCUAAAGGAUAUGCAGAUGAAGAAUCCAUUAUUUUAGCUGAGAAAGAGUUUGGGAAGAAUGAAAUGAUUAUGGUUGUACCUGAAUUUAUGGAACUGUUUAAAGAAAGGGCAACUGCUCCAUUUUUUGUAUUCCAAGUUUUUUGUGUUGCUUUAUGGUGCCUUGACAAAUACUGGUACUAUUCCAUUUUUACCCUUGUCAUGUUGGUUAUGUUUGAGUGUACCCUCGUACAGCAACAACUGAGAAAUAUGGCCGAAAUAAGAAAAAUGGGUAAUAAACCGUAUCAUAUUAAUGUUUAUAGAAAUAGAAGAUGGCGUUCAAUUGAUAGUGAUCAGUUGGUACCAGGAGACAUUGUUUCACUUAUUCGUUCACAAAAUGAUAACAUUGUGCCCUGUGAUAUUGUACUAUUGAGAGGGUCAUGUAUAGUUGAUGAGUCUAUGUUAACUGGUGAAAGUGUUCCACAGAUGAAGGAACCAUUAGAGAAUGAAAAAGAUCUAAAACAGAACUUAGAUAUUGAAGGUGAUGGUAAACUCCAUAUGUUGUUUGGUGGCACUAAAAUAGUUCAACAUUCAUCACCUAUUAAAAAUGUGUCUAAUGGUUUAAAAGCUCCAGAUAAUGGAUGCAUUGGGUAUGUUAUUCGAAAUGGCUUUAACACGUCACAGGGGAAGCUUUUGAGGACCAUCCUGUUUGGUGUUAAAAGAGUUACUGCCAAUAAUCUUGAAACUUUUGGAUUUAUAUUAUUCCUAUUAAUAUUCGCAAUUGCUGCUGCAGCAUAUGUUUGGAUAAAGGGUUGUGAAGAUCCAGAAAGAAAUAGAUACAAACUUUUUUUGGAAUGUACAUUAAUUUUAACAUCAGUUGUACCUCCAGAGCUGCCAAUCGAAUUAUCUUUAGCUGUUAACACAUCUUUAUUGUCCUUAUCAAAGUUAGCUGUAUUUUGUACCGAACCAUUUAGAAUACCUUUUGCAGGUAAAGUUGAAAUCUGUUGUUUUGAUAAAACUGGUACAUUAACUAGUGACAACCUAGUAGUUGAGGGCGUGGCAGGAAUAGGAAAAAAUACAGAUGCUACAGUUAUACCAUUGUCUGAGGCUCCAAUGGAAACUAUUCAGGUUCUGGCAACUUGCCAUUCAUUAGUACAGUUAGAUGAGGGAGUAGUCGGAGAUCCAUUAGAGAAAGCAACAUUAAAAGCUGCUGAAUGGAAUCUGACCAAGGGAGAUGCUGUUGUACCAAAGAAAGGUAAAUCACCAGGACUUAAAAUUGUUCACCGAAAUCACUUUGCAAGUGCUCUAAAGAGGAUGUCUGUUGUAGCUGGUUAUCAAAUAAAUGAAAGAGGGUUUAUUGAAACUCACUAUAUUAGUAGUGUGAAAGGUGCUCCUGAAACUAUUAAAUCUAUGCUAAAAGAAGUUCCUAGCCACUAUGAUCAUGUUCAUUUAACCCUAUCAAGACGAGGGGCGCGAGUUUUAGCUUUAGGUUACAGAAAUUUAGGCAAGUUAACAUCGCAGGAAGUUAGGGACUUGUCAAGAGAUGAUAUUGAGUCCGAACUGACAUUUGUUGGUUUUGUAAUCAUAUCAUGCCCCUUAAAAAGUGAUUCGAAAAAAGCGAUUGCUGAGAUUGUACACGCAUCCCAUUCAGUCGUAAUGAUUACCGGCGACAAUCCUUUGACGGCAUGCCAUGUAGCAAAGGAAUUGAAAUUUACACAAAAGAGCGAUGUACUCAUAUUAACACAAUCAAGCGAUAAUUGGUAUUGGAAGUCCAUUGAUGAGUCGGUAGAGCUUCCAGUACAACCAUUUAAAACUGUAAAGGAACUUACAACCAAAUAUGAUCUAUGCAUAACUGGGGAAGGCCUUGCUUAUCUAAAUGAAUAUCAUAGACAAUUUUUAGUAGGAAUCAUAGCUCAUAUUAAAGUAUUCGCUAGAUUUGCACCAAAACAGAAGGAAUUUGUUAUUGUUACACUCAAGUCUCUCGGAUACGUGACACUAAUGUGCGGCGAUGGUACAAAUGAUGUCGGUGCCUUGAAACAUGCAGAUGUUGGUGUAGCAAUUCUCGCUAACGCGCCAGAACGUAUACGAGAGAAGCGUGAGGAACGCCCCAUAGAACCGGAGAUUCCUCGGAGACCGAUGGCGUUGCGCGAUCCACGCGCAGAGGCCCGAGCCGAAGCCGCUGCAAGACUGAGACGGGCCAUGAAGAAGCUGGAGGAAGAAGAUCAACCUCAACUCGUUAGGUUGGGUGAUGCUAGCGUUGCUGCUCCCUUCACAAGUCGACUGUCUAGUAUACUUUGUAUUUGCCACAUAAUAAAGCAAGGUCGGUGUACCCUCGUAACGACUCUUCAGAUGUUUAAGAUCUUGGCGCUCAAUGCAUUGAUAUUGGCAUACAGUCAGUCAGUGCUUUAUCUUGAUGGUAUCAAAUUCAGUGACGUUCAAGCAACACUACAGAGUUUGUUAUUAGCAUCUUGUUUUCUGUUUAUUUCGCGAUCGAAGCCUCUGAAGCAAUUAUCAAAACAGCGUCCUCUGCCAAACAUCUUCAACCUGUACACAAUAAUGACUGUUCUCACACAAUUCGCAGUUCACUUCUUAUGUCUAGUGUAUUUAGUACGUGAAGCAACUCUACGUUCACCUGACAGAGAUACAACACCAAAACUAGAUAUGGAUUUAGCGGAGGAUGAAGAACGCGUGUUCACACCAGAUCUUGUCAAUAGUACCGUCUAUAUUAUCUCUAUGGCGCUUCAAAUAUCUACAUUUGCGAUAAAUUAUAGAGGUGAACCAUUCAUGGAAGGGCUUCGAGACAAUAAACCUCUACUCUACAGUAUUUUAAUAUCGGGUGGCGUAGUGUUCGCGUUGGCUACUGGAUUCAUUCCCGACCUCUCCAAUUUGUUUGAAAUUGUGUAUUUCCCACCAGACUAUCGAGUGAUUUUAGUUCAAGUUCUAAUAGCGGAUAUGGUAUUCGCAUAUUUGGUGGAUCGAAUUUGUUUGUGGCUGUUCGGAGACGCUCGCGUCAGCAACGUGACGUAGUACACACGGACGCGCUCACGCACACACUGAUCCGGCCAAUCGUGUAGCGGUGUUCCUUUACUACCUGUGAAUAAGUGUUCGGUGUCCGUUCUGUGUGUGUGCCGGCCGUGUAUGGACUCGUAACAGCUCAAAAUAUAUGCAUUUAAAGUUAUCUAAAUGUGUCAGUGGUAUUUAUUUAUGAGAAAUAAAUGUGUAGUUCAUUUUAA